UCUUGAACUGAGCUCUUUUUGACAACAACUCUAAGAGGUGUUUGCAAUUUUUCCAAACACUUAAACGCAACUCACUUUUUAGACAAUUUUAGCAUCACACAGCUGCUUAUUUGCCAAACACACCAGCAGUUAUGGGCACUGCUCGGGUAAAGCAACGCUUCAGUGCAGUCAUGGACACCCCCCUGGAUGAGGAGGAAGUCCUGAGGCUGGCCCAACGUGAUGAUGUUACUUCCUCCCACUCAGUUGCGCUUCCCUCCCCCAACUGUAACGGCAAAGUGCUUAACCUACAACAUAGCAAUGGAGGAAGGAGUGGAGGGAGGGAUGAGGAAGAUGAGGAUGAUGAGGAUGACGAAGCAAGGGGAGGAAGAAGGGGUGGAGGAGGAGGGCGUCGCUCAAUGCUCAGGGGUGAGGCUGGGGAAGAAGAGAGGUGGGAGAGGAACAAGAGAUCAUCCUCACCUCCGCUCUCACCCUUGCCACCCCGUGAUCACCGCGGCCAGUGCUGCCGGCCCCGACGACGCUUUGUAGGCAAGGAUGGGCGCUGCAACAUCACCUUUGUCAACAUGAGCGACAGGGGCCAGCGCUACCUCACUGACCUCUUCACCACCUGCGUGGACAUCCGCUGGCGCUGGAUGCUCGUGGUCUUCACCCUCUCCUUCUUGCUCUCCUGGCUUCUCUUUGGCUUCACUUUUUGGCUCAUCGCCGCUGCUCAUGGGGAUCUGGCUCUCCUACCAUCAUCCUCUUCCACUUUAUCUAGUCCUUCUUCUCGGGCUCCUAUUGAACCUGCAGAGAAUUUUGGCCCAGUGCAGACUGUGGAGACAGAGGAACGCUGCUUUCAGCAGGUGAACAGCUUCAUGGCAGCCUUCCUCUUCUCUCUGGAGACGCAGACGUCUAUAGGCUAUGGUUUCCGGAGUGUUACUGAAGCCUGCCCCCUGGCGGUGUUGGCUGUCGUCUUGCAGUGCAUUGUGGGCUGCAUCAUCGACGCUUUCAUCAUCGGGGCGGUAAUGGCUAAGAUCGCCAAGCCCAAGAAGCGCAAUGAGACACUGGUGUUCUCCGAUGUGGCCGUUGUGGCCAUGAGGGAUGGGAAACUCUGCAUGAUGUGGCGAGUGGGAAACCUGCGCAAGAGCCACCUGGUGGAGGCCCAUGUGCGAGCACAGCUACUGAAGCCACGGGUGACCCCUGAGGGUGAGUUUCUGCCACUGGACAACAUGGACAUUCAUGUCGGCUUUGACACAGGAACAGAUCGCAUCUUCUUGGUGUCACCUGUGACCGUUGUGCACGAGAUCGAUGAGGAGAGUCCAUUCUUCGAGAUGGACAGAUGCACACUAGAGAGAGACAAAGAACUGGAGGUGGUGGUGAUUCUGGAGGGCAUGGUGGAGGCUACUGCUAUGACAACCCAAUGCCGUUCUUCAUACCUGACUUCUGAGAUCCUCUGGGGUCACCGAUUUGAGCCUGUGCUCUUUGAAAGGAAGAACUGCUACCAGGUGGACUACUCCAACUUCAACAGGACAUAUGAGGUCACAGACACACCCACUUGCAGCGCCAAGGAGUUAGCAGAGAAAAAGUACAUCCAGGGGUCCCAUUCCUCAUUUUGUUACGAGAAUGAGGUGGCUCUGCAGCUCUCCUCUGUCCCUCCCAGCCCUGACCGAUUCUCUCCAUCCCCCUCUUCUUGCCCCUCUCCCUCACCCUCUUUUGUAUGCCCCACACCUCCGCCCCGAUGGGAGUCCUGUAGUUAGCACCCACAUAUACA
Xyrauchen texanus (razorback sucker) is the source of this 1747-nucleotide messenger RNA. RefSeq names its product inward rectifier potassium channel 2-like. Bases 132 to 1733 code for a protein of 533 amino acids. Gene Ontology annotation, biological process: regulation of monoatomic ion transmembrane transport; potassium ion import across plasma membrane. Gene Ontology annotation, cellular component: plasma membrane. The transcript is spliced from 3 exons. Lineage: Eukaryota; Metazoa; Chordata; Actinopteri; Cypriniformes; Catostomidae. The record is from RefSeq and is a predicted model, not a curated record. Gene Ontology annotation, molecular function: inward rectifier potassium channel activity.